Messenger RNA from Notechis scutatus (mainland tiger snake), 349 nucleotides. The record is from RefSeq and is a predicted model, not a curated record. Lineage: Eukaryota; Metazoa; Chordata; Lepidosauria; Squamata; Elapidae.
AGGAUGUCCGAAGAAGAUGACUUCUACAUCUAUGAAAACAUCUCCUCCGUGAAGACCUGGGAUGGUCCCCAGUAUCACAUCGCGCCCAUGUGGGCCUUCCACUUCCAAACCAUCUUCAUGGGCCUUGUCUUCUUCGCCGGGACGCCCCUCAACGCCAUCAUCCUCUUUGUCACCAUCAAGUACAAGAAGUUGAGGCAGCCGCUCAACUACAUCUUGGUCAACAUCUCCUUCGCCGGACUUAUCUUCUGUGUCUUUGCGGUUUUCGUGGUCUUCUUGUCCAGCUCCCAAGGUUAUUUCUUCUUUGGACGUCAAGUCUGCAAGUUGGAGGCCUUCCUAGGCACAGUGGCAG